GCUCCGAUGACUGACCAUUUCUAAACCGUUCGUUCGUCACUUUCCCUCCACUCGCCAGCAAUGCGAUGAUGGACGCUGUCUCCCUCCCGACCCACACCGCCCACCCGCCCCCGCUCUCCUCCGCCGCCGCCCUCUCCGCCGCGAAACGCCGCGCCUCCUCCGUCUCCUUCUCCCGGCGGCCCCGCCACGAGCCCUACCCGGAGCCCGACCCCGACCCCGAGGACUCCGCCUCCGGUCCCUCCACCUCCUCGAACCCCCUCCGUCGACCCCGGGACGUCAGGAAGCCCUCUCCCUCGUCUUCCUCCGCCAAGCCGAGGGUCAAAAUCCCCCAAAACCCGCUGAAGAGCCUCGCUAGUCCCUCUCAUCGUCCCGGUUCCACCUCCGCCGCCGCCGCCGCCGCCACUGGAACGGCCGCUUCUCUCUCCAACAAGCUCUGGCUCUCCAGCAAGCUCGCACCGCCUCCUCCUCUACCUCCUCCGCCACCGCUUCCGCCACCACCAGAACUCGGUGAAAAUGACGUUCGAGAGGGUGGAAGUCGAGGCACUGGGGAUUCGGAUUCGGAUUCGAACGGCGCUCCGCCGGCGGCUAUUGAUUACCGUCAACUGAGCAAGAUUUUCGUUGGCAAUUUGCCUAACUGGAUUAAGAAGAACGAGGUAGCCGAGUUUUUUGGCCAGUUCGGGCCGAUCAAAAACGUGAUCCUCAUUAAGGGGCACAAUGAGACCGAGAGAAAUGCCGGCUUCGGAUUUGUUAUCUACAGCGGUCCGGUCGCGGCCAAGUCUGCAAUGAAGGCAGUGGAGUUCGACGGAGUGGAGUUCCAUGGUAGGGUUUUGACAGUGAAGCUAGAUGAUGGCAGGAGGCUGAAGGCAAAAUCGGAGGAGAGAUUGCGGUAUGUGGAGGGGAAUGGUGGGGUGGAGUUUAGGACCAAGUGGCAUGAAGAGAGGGAGGGGUCAAGGAAUGCGUUUAGGACGGUUUUGGACACGGAGCCGGAGAAUUGGCAAUCGGUUGUUAGUGCCUUCGAGCGGAUAAAGAAGCCAUCCAGAAGAGAGUUUGGCCUGAUGGUAAACUAUUAUGCAAGAAGAGGUGAUAUGCACCGAGCACGAGAAACAUUUGAGAGCAUGCGAGCAAGGGGAAUAGAACCUACCUCACAUGUUUACACCAAUCUUAUUCAUGCUUAUGCUGUUGGUAGAGAUAUGGAAGAAGCAUUAUCUUGUGUGAGAAAGAUGAAGGAAGAAGGCAUCGAGAUGAGCUUGGUGACUUAUAGCAUACUUGUGGGAGGAUUUGCAAAAAUUGGCAACGCUGAAGCUGCAGAACACUGGUUCAGGGAGGCUAGGGAGACUCAUGCAACGAUAAAUGCAAGGGUUUAUGGGAAUAUCAUAUAUGCUCACUGUCAAACAUGCAACAUGGAUCGAGCUGAAGCAUUGGUAAGAGAGAUGGAAGAAGAAGGAAUAGAUGCUCCCAUCGACAUCUAUCACACCAUGAUGGAUGGUUACACAAUGGUGGGCAAUGAGAAUAAAUGCAUUGUUGUUUUUGAAAGACUUAAGGAAUGCGGCUUCACACCUUCCGUAGUUACUUAUGGAUGUCUGAUCAAUCUCUACAUCAAGAUUGGAAAGGUUUCUAAAGCGUUGGAGAUCAGCAAAAUGAUGGAAGGGGCUGGCAUAAAGCAUAACAUGAAGACCUAUUCAAUGUUGAUCAAUGGAUUCUUAAAACUAAAGGAUUGGGCUAAUGCAUUUGCAAUUUUUGAGGAUGUAAUCAGAAGUGGUUUGAAGCCUGAUGUAGUGCUGUACAAUAAUAUCGUCAGAGCAUUUUGUGGGAUGGGAAACAUUGAUCGUGCAAUCAGCACUGUUAAGCAAAUGCAGAAGGAGAGGCAUAGACCUACCUCACGUACAUUUAUGCCCAUCAUACAUGGUUUUGCAAGAGCUGGGGAGAUCAGAAGAGCUCUAGAGAUGUUUGAUAUGAUGAGGCGGAGUGGAUGCAUUCCUACCGUGCACACUUUCAAUGCUCUGAUUCUUGGUCUUGUGGAGAAGCGUCAGAUGGAGAAGGCUGUUGAAAUAUUGAAUGAAAUGACCCUGGCAGGCAUAAGUCCAAAUGAACAUACGUACACAACCAUCAUGCAUGGUUAUGCAUCACUAGGUGACACAGGAAAAGCUUUUGAAUAUUUUACUAUGAUGAGAAACGAGGGCCUGGAACUUGAUGUGUAUACAUACGAGGCAUUAUUGAAGGCAUGUUGUAAGGCAGGAAGGAUGCAAAGUGCACUGGCAGUUACUAGGGAAAUGAGUAUGCAAAGGAUUCCCAGAAACACAUUUGUCUACAACAUAUUGAUUGACGGAUGGGCUCGACGAGGUGAUGUCUGGGAGGCUGCUGAUCUAAUGCAACAAAUGAUAAAGGAAGGAGUUAAACCUGAUAUCCACACUUACACAUCCUUCAUCAAUGCUUGUUGCAAGGCUGGAGACCUGGCGAAAGCAUCAAAGACAAUGGAAGAAAUGGAAGCUUUGGGGGUGAAACCAAAUGUCAAAACCUACACGACGUUAAUACAUGGGUGGGCACGUGCAUCUCACCCGGAGAAGGCCUUGAAAUGCUUUGAAGAGAUGAAGCAGGUCGGUUUGAAGCCAGACAAAGCCGUGUAUCACUGCUUGAUGACAUCGUUGUUAUCAAGGGCAACUGUUGCUGAAGCUUACGUGUACUCUGGAGUUUUAUCUAUAUGCAGAGAGAUGAUAGAGUGUGGGUUCACUGUUGACAUGGGGACUGCUGUUCAUUGGUCAAAGUGUUUGCGCAAGAUUGAGAGGACCGGUGGGGAGCUCACGGAAGCGCUACAGAAGACUUUUCCUCCCGACUGGAAUUCAAUGCACGCUCUUGAUAAUAAUAUGGAUGGUGGGAGUGACAAGGAAUCUGAUGUUAGCGAUGAUGACUUAUUUCAUGCUGCUGCAACUGAUGGUGACGACAACGACAGCGAAGACGACGACGACGACGACAAUCUCGGUCCGAGAUUAUGGUAGUGAUCUGGUAUACGUCAGUAUGCAAGAGUCUUUCUGGAUCCCUCAAAACUCUUCAGACUCAAUUUGAAGAAAGAGGUCCUAUGUGCUUUCCCCUGAUGAUAGAAUAGUUGCUGUAACCUUUUGUUUUCGGCGUAGGGACUACGUGGGGACACCGACUUGGUUUGGUUCAGAGAGAGAGAGAGGGAGAGAGAUGUUGCUUUUCUACCCCAUUUGUGCAUCCUUCUAGUUCUUUUGUGAUACGUACUUCGCAAUGUACUCGUAGACAAGACAAGUAAAUAAGUGGACAGCCUAACAAAUUGGAGAUCCUUUUUAGUUGUCAAACAAAUAAAACGAUUCACUGUUGCUUUUUC
Messenger RNA from Syzygium oleosum, 3343 nucleotides. Its product is annotated as pentatricopeptide repeat-containing protein At5g04810, chloroplastic. The transcript is spliced from 10 exons. NCBI's taxonomy places the organism in Eukaryota, Viridiplantae, Streptophyta, Magnoliopsida, Myrtales, Myrtaceae. Bases 66 to 2993 code for a protein of 975 amino acids. Gene Ontology annotation, molecular function: protein binding; RNA binding. The record is from RefSeq and is a predicted model, not a curated record.